This is a messenger RNA of Musa acuminata AAA Group (dessert banana), 1766 nucleotides long. Its product is annotated as GDP-fucose transporter 1-like. Bases 434 to 1411 code for a protein of 325 amino acids. Gene Ontology annotation, cellular component: Golgi apparatus. Lineage: Eukaryota; Viridiplantae; Streptophyta; Magnoliopsida; Zingiberales; Musaceae. Gene Ontology annotation, molecular function: antiporter activity; GDP-fucose transmembrane transporter activity. The transcript has 2 exons. The record is from RefSeq and is a predicted model, not a curated record.
ACGGCUUUCGCUACUUCCGCUGCUCUAUCCCUCGCCAUCGAUUUCGAUCCGCUGCCUCCCUCCCGUCCUCCUCCUCCAUCUCCUUCUAUCGUUUUGGAUCGAUAGUUGUUUUUGGCUGGCGUUCCCGAUAGCUCAGAGCACCUGGACUGGUUCUUCUGCACCCUUGGAACUAGAUCUCUUGUUCGUCGUCAAAAUCAAGGUAGAAGAUGCUGAUUACCUCGAUUUUCCUGUUUUAGAUCUAAGGAUGACAUCCAAGACCUUCUAUUUUUUUGUAUUCAUGUAAUUCUAAUAUUUUACUUUGGAUCUAUUUUUUGAGAAUUUACCGACAAAGAUUUUAUUUCUGGGAACUUGUCGACCAUCCGAUCGGAUAGAUGGAAAGAUCGGACCUGAGGAGGGAUCACUGUUGAUUGUUGCACCGGCCGAGCGCACGGUCAUGGCUGGAAUCAAACUCGAAGCUUCAAAGCCAUACUACACCACAACUAGCCUUGUUGUGGGCUACGCUCUCUGUUCCAGCUUGCUCGCUGUCAUCAACAAAUUUGCUAUCACAAUGUUCAAUUAUCCCGGCCUGUUAACGGCAUUACAGUACUUGACCUCGGCUCUUGGUGUGUGGAUUCUCGGGAAGCUGGGUUUUCUUUACUAUGAUCCCUUUACCUGUGAGACAGCAAAGAAGUUCUUUCCUGCGGCUACUGUCUUCUACCUUGCCAUUUUCACCAAUACCAAUCUCCUUCGGCAUGCCAAUGUUGAUACUUUCAUAGUAUUCCGAUCCCUGACUCCCCUUCUGGUUGCCAUAGCUGAUACCGCCUUCAGAAAGCAGCCGUGCCCUUCGAAGCUCACAUUUUUGUCUCUUGUGAUUAUUCUGGGGGGUGCAAUUGGCUAUGUGAUGACUGAUUCGGCAUUCACCCUCACUGCAUACUCAUGGGCCAUCGCUUAUUUAAUAACCAUUACAACGGAGAUGGUUUACAUAAAGCACAUGGUAACGAAUUUGGGUCUGAACACAUGGGGUUUUGUGUUCUACAAUAAUCUUCUGUCCUUAAUGAUGGCGCCCGUAUUUUGGUUUGUCACUGGGGAGUAUGCAGAUGCCUUUGCAGCUUAUGGAUCCAAUUCUGGGAACUGGUUUGAUUUCAUUGCCUUUGUUGCAGUGGUUUUGUCUUGUGUUUUUGGAUUGCUCAUCAGUUUCUUUGGGUUUGCGGCAAGGAAAGCAAUCUCUGCUACUGCAUUUACAGUUACCGGUGUUGUCAACAAGUUUCUCACGGUUGCAAUCAAUGUGUUGAUCUGGGACAAGCAUGCAAGCCAGUUUGGUUUGAUUUGCUUGCUUUUGACACUUGUGGGAGGAAUUCUUUAUCAACAAUCAGUUACUGGAAUAGGAAACCCAUCACGACAGCAUGGCUCUAUGGCUUCUAAGCAGCCAUGAAGAUGACAAACAACAUAUUCAAAGAACUUUCCUAUCCUAAAUUCUUUUCUCUUUCUUCUUGAAGUCAAAGGACCAGUUAUCAAUCUAUUUGAAGUGGUAAAAGUGUCACCAAGUCAAAACACUGAAGGAUGACUUCACCAAGUUUGUAAGAUGGAGCUUCUUUUUGAGAGGAUGGAUUACCACCAACUCUUAGGUGAUCUGUAUGCUACAUGUUCACGUGUGGAUUGUUGCAAAAUUAUUUUGUGGGAGAUGAAAUGGAUAAUUGUAAGGAUCAUGGCAAUGUCUUCAGUUUUUUGUUUUUUUUCACCCAAUAAUUCAAAUUAUCAAAGUAGUGGAGAUUUCCAUUGGGAUAUCA